Molecule: messenger RNA, 1814 nt
Organism: Phragmites australis (common reed)
Lineage: Eukaryota; Viridiplantae; Streptophyta; Magnoliopsida; Poales; Poaceae
Product: beta-1,2-xylosyltransferase XYXT1-like
Exons: 3
Coding region: 219-1577 (452 amino acids)
Molecular function (GO): glycosyltransferase activity
Source: RefSeq, a predicted model, not a curated record
CAGGUAUCGCCAGACCUCGAUCGUCCUUUCUAUCUCUCUGAUCACCUCACUCUCUUUCUCUCCCUCUCUCUCCUGCCAUCCAAGCAAGCAACUAAGUUCCAGGAGAAUAAUACACAGUUGAGAGAGAGAGAGAGAGAGAGAGAGAGAGAGAGAGAGAGAGAGAGAGAGAGAGAGAGAGAGAGAGAGAGAGAGAGCAUCAGCAGCAGAAGGAAGAGGCGAUGUGCUGCGGCGAGGUGAAGCCCGGGAAGAGCCAGAAGUGGUGGGCGCAGAGGCACCUCAACGUCGGCUUCAUGGUCGGCGUUCUUCUCUUGCUCCUCACCUAUCUCGCCGUCUCGCAACAGUUUGCGAUCAGCGCCACCUAUGUUGUCAUUGCGGAGGCACAACGGAUCACAGGCAAACAGCUGAUCAAAGCUCCUAAUGAAACAGAUAAGGGCAAGGUGGUGUGUGAGACGGAGGGCCGCUUCUCCGAAUCCUGCGAAAUCGACGGAGACGUCCGCACCAACGGCACAGCCCUGUCGGUGGUCAUCGUCCCGACGCGCUGGUCGGAGCACCGCGAAUGGAGGAUCAAUCCGUACUCGCGCAGGAGGGUAACCAGCUUCAAGAAGGUCACCGUGACGCAGCUGCAGGACCAGGCCGCCGCCCCACCGUGCACGGUGACGUACAACAUGCCGGCCGUCUUGUUGGCGCUCGGCGGGAAUACGGGCAACUACUGGCACGACCACAGCGACGUCCUGAUUCCGCUGUUCGUCGCGUCGCGGCGGUACGACGGCGAGGUCCAGUUCCUGGUACACAACAUGCAGGAGCGGCCGCAGUGGCUGGGCAAGUACAAGGCGCUCUUGCAGCGGCUCUCCAAGUACGACGCCGUGGACCUGGACGGCGACGCGCACGUGCGAUGCUUCCCGCACAUCACCGUGGGGCUCCGCAUGGACAAGGAGUUCAGCAUCGAUCCCGAAUUGGCACCGGGCCGCCUCUCCAUGGCCGACUUCACCAGGUUUCAGCGCGAGACAUACGCGCUUCCACGCCACGCAGCGGUCAGCCUGACCCGGGAGCCGGACAAGAAGCCGCGGCUGCUGCUGAUCCACCGGGGGCACAACCGCAAGUUUGUGAACGAGCAGGAGAUAGUGCAGGCAGCGGAGGCGGCGGGGUUCGAGGCGGUGGCGAUGGAACUGCGGGGCGACAAGGACAUAGGUGACCAGGCGCGGGUGGUGAACUCGUUCGACGCGCUGCUGGGCGUGCACGGCGCGGGGCUGACGAACGCGGUGUUCCUGCCGCCGGGCGCGGUGCUGAUCCAGGUGAUACCGUACGGGAAGAUGGAGUUCAUCUCGAGGUCGGAGUUCAGCGAGCCCGUGGCAGACAUGGGGCUCAAGUACCUUGACUACAGCGUGACCGUGGAGGAGAGCACCCUGCUGGAGAUGCUGGGACCCGACCACCCGGCGAUCAGGGACCCCGAAUCCAUCCACCGCAGCGGCUGGUUACAGGUCUUCGAUUUCUACCUGAACAAGCAGGACGUCCGCAUCAAUGUCACCAGCUUCGCGCCAACGCUCGCGCAGGCGCUCGACCACCUACGCCAACGGUAGGCUUAGGGAACGCAUGCAUUGAUCCGGACUCCGGAGACGAAGAACCAUAUGCAUUUGCUUGGAGCUGAGGUUAAUUAGCUCAUCGUCAAGUAAUUCGUUAUUUGAUACACCUAUUUCAAUGAUAAGAUCGAUACUAUAUAUAGGCGGUCACUUGUACAAGUAGUUCAAAUCUGUGUCGAGCGACCCUGACUUUUUCUUCUCUAGUUAGUACUGGAGCAUAAAUAAACACUUUUACGA